UCACAUCUAAGCUGCGGAACGGCAUCAACAAGCUUAUUAGAGCGAAAGAAACACAGAAUACUGAAGUACCGCCGUUUUCGGUUGAAUCACAAUGUUAUAGCCGUCUCCGUUAGACGUGCAGCAUACGAACCCCAACGCCAGGGGACAAAUAUCCCGGUCAGAAAUGGUUGUUGUUGUGGAAUUUAGCGCAGGACGCGUAGGAGCGCACUUGACAGCUGGAAUGUAACGUUAACUGGUCUCUGAUGAGCUCGAGCAGGCUAACAAACACAGCUAGCUGAUGAUUACAGCUCUUAUGACAAUGUGUUUCUUUGCGAGCGCACAGCAGACGCAUGCUUAGCUGGAUAUAGAAGUAUGCUAGGAUGUUCAAAAAUGUGUUCGGUUCAGGAUUUCUGGUGAGGACCGCUCAUGUCAUUUUGACAUGGGUUAUAACGCUGAUUCUCUUCCUCCACGACACCGACCUGCGCCGACAGGAGGAGACUGGGGAGCUCACACUGCCGGUUCUCUUUGUGCUGCUGGUUCUGGUGUCUGUGUUGCUGUACUUUGCGGUCUCACUCAUGGAUCCUGGUUUUGUUCUGACUGAUGACUGUGACUUGCAGUUCACACUUGGUAUCGCAGAAGAAACACAGGAUAUGAUUCCACAGACAACCAAAUCCAUACGACUGCGGCGCUGUGGACACUGUCUGGUGCAGCAACCGAUGAGAUCGAAACACUGCCAGACGUGUCAGCACUGUGUGCGUCGCUAUGAUCACCACUGCCCCUGGAUCGAGAACUGCGUCGGGGAGAGGAACCAUCGCUGGUUUGUGCUUUAUCUGGCCGUCCAGCUUGUGGUCUUGCUGUGGGGACUGUACAUGGCUUGGUCAGGCUUCAGUCACGCCUCCACCUGGCAGCAGUGGUUGAGGACUAACGGUGUUCUCCUGGGAGCAGCAGCAGUGGUUGCCAUUUUGGCCCUCACCGUGCUCCUCCUCCUGGGCUCGCACCUCUACCUGGUGUCCUUAAACACCACCACAUGGGAGUUCAUGUCCCGACACAGAAUCUCAUACCUCAAGCACUGCGGUGCAGACGAAAACCCUUUUGACAAAGGAAUCCUGCGCAAUCUCUGGGGCUUCUUCUGCGCUUGGGAACCGGUGGUUUGGGAGCAUGUUUACUUCAAGCAGGGCAAUGAUCCCAUUUGAUUCCCUGGGUGUCGUGAUAUCCCUGACGUAUAACCAAUAAGACGGAAGUUGAUAUUUUAUUAGCGGGAAACUUCUUCAAACUUUGCAGGACGUCUACUUCGGUUUCCUUGUGAAUGAUCCAUUUGGAAAGUGUUUCUUAAAUGCAUGAACUUUGUAGUUGCGAUGAUGUGAUGAUCAAGUGUUAUCAAAUGAUGAGUGUUUUUAUAAAAGGUGUUUUGCGAAUUCUUUAGCAGUACUUUGACAAUUGUGCUGAUUUUUGCACAUUUUUAAAGCAAACACAGAACAAAAAGCACAAGAAAAAAUUAAUCACAACAGUUUUUUUGGAGCUGUAUUGUGGUUUCCAGUUAAUGCAAUACAUUAAGAUAUGUGAAACUCGUGCGUAUGUAUUAAUUAAGCUCUCUUACAUGGUUCUACAAAGCUGCUGUACAAACUAGAUCUAUCUUCAUUUAUAGCAGCAACAAAUCAUGUUGUACAGUUACAUCAGCAAUGACUUUGUGCAAUUAUUGGAUUUGUGAAAUUUUUACAGAUUUGUUUUUUAGAAUAUAGAUCUCCUCGUAUAAGAGACAGGGUAAUGAGAAAUUGAUGUGAAAUAACAUCCUCUAGCACUUUAUAUAUAUUUGAGUGGUGAGAUUUCAAUAUGCUUGUAAUGUGAUUUUAUAUGAUUAAAUGUACUAUAAUCUGUAAACUAGACAUGACAAAUCAACAGAUUAAAAUACUUUUUAUAGGGUACAUUUCCAUGACACUUAAGACUUGGCAGUAUGACUGUAUAUAUACACAUUGUUACUGAAGAAAUAAAGUCUUAUCAUAAAAUGCUUAAUCACAUGCUUAGAGAAAAGGAUUGACUCAUUAAAAGCAAAUUAAAUAUCGCUGCCAAGCAGCCUCCCGCUGGGUCAUAAUGCCUGCCCCAUGUGGUCUUAACUUUAUUCAAGGGUUGCAGUGUUACACUAAUAAAUAUUUAUGAAAAAGAUAGAUCUAUCCAAGUAUAUAACGCAUCAACUCGGGUUAUAACAGAUCAAUUGGCAUCAAUCACAAGUCUGAUUUUACUUUAUUGUGAAAAUCUAUAACUUAAAGGAAUUACAAAUGUCAAACCUGACUCUGUAAAUUAAGACUUCUCAAAAACACACUAACCUAAAAAAAUUACCGUUAAAAAAUAAAUAUGUAAUAACCUUUUUUGAGGUUUUGGAAUAACUACCUAUUAAAAUAGUUAUAUUGUAAAAUAAAGUGAAUAAAACAAAUUAUGUCACCAUUAAUCUCGGAAAACACAUUUCUAAAAGGUGCUGUUGACCUGAAAUUUUCCCCAGAUGAGAAUAACAAAUAAAAUGACAUGGAAAAGAGAAGUAUUGAACACAUGAAGGAAGGCAGGUGUAAAAGGCAUGGAAAGCCCAGACAGUAGCUGAAAUCUCUGAGUAGUUAAUUAGCAGUUCUGCCCCUUGUCAAUGUAAAUGAAUAUUAGCGGUUUCAGUUCAACACCUACAUUAGCAGAUGAGGAAGAUGAAACCAGGGUGGACAUUAGGACUGUGCGAUAUGGGCAAAAGAAACCCAUCAUGAUUUUCUUGAACAAUAUUGCGAUUUUAAUCACGUUUUUUGUCUCAGACAGACUAAAUCUGUGUUUACAGUGUGAAUCUGAAACAUAUUUCAAAAGAAAAACAAUUGGAUCUUUAUCAAAGACCUGUAAAAUGUCUCUAAAACAGACAUAAAAUAAAAUUCUCCCCAUACAUAAAACCCGUUACAGAGCAAUGCAGCAAUGUUUUGCUAGUUUGUCAUCCUCUGAGAAAACGGUUGAUGGUCACCGAGCAACGUCAGAGGAGCACCUGCAAAGCAUGUUGAACUUGACUUAUUGCGCUUUUAGAUGCAAUUUAUGACGGACUUACAAAUGGUUCUGCCAUACAUCAGCCUUCCUGUAUCCAAAGUAACUUAAUCCCAUACCACAGACAUUGGCUAUUUGCACGCUGCGUUAUGAUUGGUUCAAAUAGCAUACUGCAGGAAAAUUGUGCUGUAAGGUGAUUUAGAAAUUGCGCAUGUCCAAAUCACGGGUUCGAUACGAUUUCAAUGAAAUCACACAUCCUUAGUGGACAUUUCAGCAAAACAAUAAUCUCAAACAUCUCCAAAAAGAGAAAAUAAAGCUGCUAGAAUGGCCCAAACAAUAAUAUGAUCUGAAUCUGGAGUUCUUAGACUAGACUCACAGAAUCAAGACUCUGAAGCAUGGUACAUAUUCAUGUCAACAGCUCCUUAAGAAAUAUGUAUAUAUAUAUGUGUGUGUGUGUGUGUGUGUGUGUGUGUGUGUCAUUUAAUACAUAGUUUACUUGUUAUAUAUUGUAACUGUGAAAUAUAAUGAAAUAAAUAAUAGGCCCAGCCCUAACACUCACACAAACAUGCGUUAACGAUAGUCAUUUUAAAUUUAGGCAAAUAACUAAUGUAGAGUCAUGCAUAUUUGCAGACGCUCAGUGUUUCUUUGCAAAGAAUAGUGUCACUAGCCACUGGCCUAUGUGACUGUUGCCAACCGAACGAAAAACUCUAAAUUCCCAAAGUAAAAACUUGUACAUAGGUGUUGUGUAAAUGUACCCUUAGAAUAUGAACAUAAUCCGUGCAGUAAUGUUCAACAUUACAGAUAUAACAUAUUGUGUAAACAUGGCCUUUCCUAUUUCACAUCAGCAGGAGUAAAUGCAUGUGACAUUCCUUUGACUGUUAGACUAAGGUCCAUUUUUGACUGUCAGAACAGAGCAAAGUAAGACAUUUAUAGAUAAAUGCAGUACAACGAAAACCACAAAGUGUGAUUUUCUUCAGUCAAUAAGAUUAAAAAUCAGCAAUAAUAGUUUCAGCUUUGGCUUGAUUUCAGUUUGCUUCUUUUUGCACUUGUGUGUUUUUAAAUGUACUAUCAUUAAUGCAAGGAUUUCCUGAACGAUCUGCUCCAUUUUGAUCAAAGUUAUGCAAUUGAUUUUCCCUCCAUGUAUUAUUUUGAAAUAUCAGUAUUCAAUAAACUGAACAACAUGG
Molecule: messenger RNA, 4163 nt
Organism: Danio rerio (zebrafish)
Lineage: Eukaryota; Metazoa; Chordata; Actinopteri; Cypriniformes; Danionidae
Source: RefSeq, a predicted model, not a curated record